UUCGUUUGGGUGUGACUGACAAACGUCAAACGCUGUUUACGGUUCGCUUUUCCCCCUCGAUAGCCCAUUUACGUUGUUUUUGUGCCUUUUGCGGGUUUCGGGUUGUACGCGCUUUUCCACCCUGCACAACAGAAUCUCAUCCCAAGCUUUCCAAUCCUCCCGGUAUUUCCCCACACUGCCAGCUGGUUGUCACCAACACAAAGCCAUGGACUACUCGAAGCUGUUGCCAUUGGUCGCGGUGCUGCUGAUCGGGCUCGUUGGCGAAUGUGCCGCUCACGAGUGUUACGUCUGCUCGAACCAGACCGGCAACACGGAAAAGUGUCUCAACACGGUCAAGAUCUGCCAGCAGGGCGAGGACGCCUGCCUGACGGAGAUCCGGUGGGGCAGCACGCCAUACUUUUCGCUCGGCGCCCAGAAACAGUUCUACGUGUCGAAGCGCUGCGCCAAGAAGGAGAUCUGCCAGCGCAUCCGCACCAAGCACAUGCCGUACUGCACGCACAUCUGGUACGAGGACUGGACCUGUUCCGCCUGCUGCCUCGGCGACCGCUGCAACUACUACGUGAUCAGUGCCGCGCCCACGGCUAUGCUGUCGACCGUGCUCGCCACACUAGUGGCCCUCGGUGUGUUGCUGCGCAGCAAUAUGGCUAGCUGAAAAUUGGACGUACAGCAGCGAAAUCUGCCAGCUGUUUCGAUAGAAGAUGGGGAAACAAACAUCCAGCGAACAUCGGCUACCAGCACCUUCAAUCCAUUUCUUCGUACAUUCCAUCGGCAUGUAAGCAAUCGUCAGUAUUCCGUUGCACUUUUCUAUCGAAACUAUUGCGCGUAAGAGUAAGUAGAAGCUCGUCCAUUUUCCCUCCCCAAAACGAUAGACAGCCGCAAACAAUCGUGCCUCUAGAGAUAGGUAAAAGUAGUUAUAGUUAAUUGCAGCCGUGCGUGAAUCCCUGCGCACGGGGCAACGAAAGUGAAUCGCCUGUAAUGGUGUAUGAAACGCAUCCGUCCAAUUAUUUUUCUAUGUAUACAAAUUCAUCUUGACCGCUCUCAGCACCAGCUAAGGUCAUCGCUGUUGAAAUAUACCAACACGUGUAACAGUAA
Molecule: messenger RNA, 1092 nt
Organism: Anopheles arabiensis
Lineage: Eukaryota; Metazoa; Arthropoda; Insecta; Diptera; Culicidae
Exons: 3
Coding region: 206-652 (148 amino acids)
Source: RefSeq, a predicted model, not a curated record